GCGUGAAUUAUUUCGAGCUCAGAAGGGAGCUAGCUAACAGGAGAUAGUGAUGGAAAUGGAAAUGGGGAUGGACUUUCUUUGGCCUCACCACCAUCAACACCCUCCUCCUCCUCUUCCUCCUUCCUCACAAGUACCAGAUGCCUUCUCCUACUACUUCUAUUACCCUCCGUUCGCCGCGGCCGCGGCCGCCACGACGGACAACCCAACGCCUCCGGCAGUUUCAAGGUCAAGGGCGUCAAGAUCGAGGGCGGUGGUGAGGAAAGACAGGCAUAGCAAGAUAUGCACGGCGGGGGGGAUGAGGGACCGGCGGAUGCGGCUGUCCCUGGUCGUGGCCCGCCGCUUCUUCGCCCUCCAGGACAAGCUGGGCUUCGACAAGGCCAGCAAGACGGUGCAGUGGCUCCUCGACAGGUCGACGGCCGGCAUCAACCACCUCGCCGCCUCCAUGUCCUUGUCGGAGGAGGACGGGUCGGUGCUCCUGGACCAGGACAACAACGACCACGCCAUGGCCAUGGCGGCCGAUGCUGAAACAAACAAGCAGCAGGAGCAGAUGCCGAAGGCUAAGAGAAGUCCAGCUCCUGCUGCUCCAAGGAAGAAGAGCAAAAAUGGCGGCGCCCCUGUUCUCCUCCCCGACAAAAAGGCGUCCAGGGCGAGGGCGAGGCAGCGGGCCAGAGAGAGAACCGAGAGGAACCGCCUCCGGUCGGAAGCUCCGGCUCCGGCUCCGGCGCCAGCGGGGCAGCCAGUGGUUCCGGCAGCAGCCUGCAGCAACAACUACUACGAGGAUGGGGAGCAAGAGCCAUGGGAACUGGGAGGAGUUGUCUUUGCCAAACCACGCAUCCAGUACUGAUCAUCCAGUCGAUUAAAGGCCAUCCAAAUCGGUACUUGCAGAGGCUCCUCUAUCUUCGAUUCGUACGUAGUACGUGUGUUUCCAUUAACUGAUUGCUUUUCUAUCUCGAUCUUGCCUCUUUUUUUUUUCUUUCUCUGCAACAACUUCAUCCAUCCAUCAGUGAUGAAUGGAUGGAUUAAUCUAUUUGCUUGCUUUGUAGUACAUCUUGCGCUGUUUAUGGAUUAUAUUUCUGAAUGAUCAUCGAGUGCUUUAAUUUGUUGAUGUGACUUACUAGUUUGUAACCAUGACAAGAAUAUAACUUGCAACCCUUCUCUA
Messenger RNA from Triticum aestivum (bread wheat), 1159 nucleotides. RefSeq names its product transcription factor TEOSINTE BRANCHED 1. Gene Ontology annotation, biological process: regulation of secondary shoot formation. Bases 50 to 844 code for a protein of 264 amino acids. Gene Ontology annotation, cellular component: nucleus. Gene Ontology annotation, molecular function: sequence-specific DNA binding; DNA-binding transcription factor activity. The record is from RefSeq and is a predicted model, not a curated record. The transcript has a single exon. Lineage: Eukaryota; Viridiplantae; Streptophyta; Magnoliopsida; Poales; Poaceae.